CGGCGGCACGCAGCGGCAGUCCGGUCACAGGCUGCAGCGCGUCGGCAUCUCCAGCAGCUCCGCUCCGCGUGUUCCCGGUGGUUCCCGGUCGGAUUCAUUCACAGCUCUUCACCUCUUUUCCAGUCUGUCCAUCCAGCUGUUUUCAUUCCCUCCUUCCAUCCAUCCGGGGAUCUGCGUGCGGGAAGAUCAUCUUUUUAAAUCACUUGUUUGGUUUGUUUUGUUUUUGAAUCCCUCUCCGUCUCAUCCACCGGGAGAUCCGUCUGCAUUCAGCGGCCGCGGAUGCUGAGAGGAUGGCCGGCUGACCUCGGGGAUCACUGACCGGUCCGCUGAUCUUCGCCGCCAUGGCCAAAAGCCCGGAGGUGAAGCUGGCCGUCUUCGGCAGAGCGGGGGUGGGGAAGUCAGCUUUGGUGGUGAGAUUUCUGACCCGGCGCUUCAUCUGGGAGUACGACCCGACACUCGAAUCAACGUACCGUCACCAGGCCAACAUCGACGAUGAGGUCGUCACCAUGGAGAUCCUGGACACUGCCGGGCAGGAGGACGUCCAGCAGAAGGAGGGUCACGUGCGUUGGGGCGACGGCUUCGUCAUCGUGUACGACAUCACCGACCGGGGAAGCUUCGAGGAGGUGGCGCCGCUGCGAAGUCUCCUCGAGGACGUGAAGAGGCCGAAAAACGUGCCCCUGGUCCUGGUGGGCAACAAGUCCGACCUGGACCACGUCCGGCAGGUGGGCACGGAGGAAGGCGAGCGGCUGGCCGCCGAGAUGGCGUGCGCCUUCUACGAAUGCUCGGCGUGCGCCAACGAGGGCGGCACGGUGGCCGAGGCGUUCCACGAGCUGUGCCGCGAGGUGAGGCGCCGCAAGGCCGUGCAGGGCAAGGCCCGACGCCGCAGCUCCACCACGCACGUCAAACAGGCCAUCAACAAGAUGCUGACCAAGAUCAGCAGCUAAGGGGGAGGAGCCGCUGGGGGGGGGGGGGGGGGGCGCCGCCGGAAAGUUCCAAAGCGACCGCUGAAUGGACGAAAAUGUGACCGAUGUUGUGUGGAAUGUGUUCGUUACUUUACUCUCUGAUCACGUUACGUCGUAAAAACAAAAAAGGCAAUGUCUCUGGAAGAGGUGCAUCAUGGGAGCGUUAACGGGGGAUUUGCUAUCCUAACUUCAAAAGCUCAUUUGGAUCAAAAUAAUUCUGGAUGCAGGUGAGAUGUUAGUUUCUCUGUAUCCGGCGCGUCGGGGGAUAAUGAUGCCGCUGCCAGUCCUCCUGCCACUGCAGAGACGUCCUGCACCUUUAAGCGCUGGAGACGACAGGAUGUAGGAUUUGAUAUUUUGCCAAAUCGGUCUCAGAGCCCCAAAAGCAUCGCCAGUAGAAGAUACUGUCUCCAGUGACAUAGUGACAUAGUGACAAAGUGACAUAGUGACAGUGACAUAGUGACACAGUGACAUAGUGACACAGUGACAAAGUGACAUAGUGACAAAGUGACAUAGUGACAGUGACAUAGUGACAUAGUGAUAUAGUGACAUAGUGACAUAGUGACAGUGACAUAGUGACAGUGACAAAGUGACAUAGUGACAGUGACAUAGUGAUAUAGUGACAUAGUGAUAUAGUGACAAAGUGACAUAGUGACACAGUGACAUAGUGACAUAGUGACAUAGUGACAAAGUGACAGUGACAUAGUGAAAGUGACAUAGUGACAGUGACAUAGUGAUAUAGUGACAUAGUGACAAAGUGACAGUGACAUAGUGACAAAGUGACAUAGUGACAUAGUGACAUCGUCUCCAGGUUGUAAAAUACGAGUUCAUAUCAAAACUCCUGAUAACUCCUGAUAACUCCUGAUAACUCCUGCGCGCCCUCAGGCUCGUCUGGAUUUCUACGACAUGUGCCAAGAAUUUAGUGCACAGACAAUAAAAGACAAUGACGCAUUGUUUUCACUAUGAUUAGGUAAACGAGGAUGAGACAAUGGGCCCCUGGGCACCCCCCCCCCCUCUCUCUCUUUCCAAGGCAGCUGAACUACUGUAACUAAAGUUCUGUUGCUGGCUGAACUUCAGUAUCUUCUUCACAAUACAGAUGUAAAAGACAAUAAAAACUCCUAAAUCCAAUCAAUCUUGAUAUUGUCUAUAAAUCCAUUUUAAAUUAAAUGUUGUGACUCUUUGGCUAACAUUAACAGACAUUUACACUUUCAAAUUCUUCUUUAAAAGAGAGAUUACUUGGUAUCAAGUGGGGUAUAUUUUUGGGAACUCUUAGUAUUGAAAUCGUGAUCAUAAUGUUUAUUAGUGAGGCGAUCUGAAUCUGACUGACAACCACACACAAUGAAACACAGUGUGAACAGAGUGUAAAUACAUUUAAUGGUUAUUAAAAGAAAUCCCAAUC
Molecule: messenger RNA, 2358 nt
Organism: Pseudoliparis swirei
Lineage: Eukaryota; Metazoa; Chordata; Actinopteri; Perciformes; Liparidae
Gene: rerg
Product: RAS-like, estrogen-regulated, growth inhibitor
Exons: 5
Coding region: 342-944 (200 amino acids)
Molecular function (GO): GTP binding; GTPase activity
Source: RefSeq, a predicted model, not a curated record